Messenger RNA from Eubalaena glacialis (North Atlantic right whale), 271 nucleotides. RefSeq names its product ubiquitin-fold modifier 1-like. Gene Ontology annotation, cellular component: nucleus; cytoplasm. The coding region runs from base 14 to 271 and encodes 85 amino acids. NCBI's taxonomy places the organism in Eukaryota, Metazoa, Chordata, Mammalia, Artiodactyla, Balaenidae. The transcript has a single exon. Gene Ontology annotation, biological process: protein K69-linked ufmylation. The record is from RefSeq and is a predicted model, not a curated record.
GACCGGCUGCACCAUGUCGAAGGUUUCCUUUAAGAUCACACUGACGCUGGACCCGCAGCUGCCGUACAAAGUACUCAGUGUUCCUGAAAGUACACCUUUUACAGCAGUCUUAAAGUUUGCAGCAGAAGAAUUUAAAGUUCCUGCAGCAACAGGUGCAAUUAUUACCAAUGAUGGAAUAGGAAUAAAUCUUGCACAGACUGCUGGAAAUGGUUUUCUAAAGCACGGUUCAGAACUGGGAAUAAUUCCUAGAGAUUGUGUCGGAAGUUGUUAA